Messenger RNA from Megalobrama amblycephala (Wuchang bream), 1608 nucleotides. RefSeq lists its product as uncharacterized. The coding region runs from base 163 to 909 and encodes 248 amino acids. The record is from RefSeq and is a predicted model, not a curated record. The transcript is spliced from 7 exons. Lineage: Eukaryota; Metazoa; Chordata; Actinopteri; Cypriniformes; Xenocyprididae.
AUGAUUCCAAUGGGGGGGGCGUGAUCUGACAAACGUGGGCAUGCUGGAUUUUAAAAGCCGUUCUGCCUUAUAAAUCCUCACAACAUCACUGUUAUCUGCAGACGCUCGUUUGGUCCAGAACAGCGAGGACGAGAAAUUAUUCGAAAACCAGCUGAGUGAAAGAUGCUUUCCAAAAUGACAAUCGAGAAGAUCAGAACAGCGGUACUGACAGAGAAAAGUGGAAAGUGUGUGUGCGUUGAGAGAAAGCGCAAGCCCUCUUCAUCCUAUCAGCUGGUCUUGCAUAACCAUCAGGGAGACAGCCCUAAAGUCACGGUGUAUGAUAUUUCACGUGAUGAUACAGAAAGAAAAGAUACAAAAAUAAAUUACAUGGCGUUUUGUUUUGAGGAUGGCGAUAAAAAUACAUUUUUUCCUGUUGCUGAUGGUACAAAGAACAAACUUGAGGUGGUCAAGAACUCAGAAAGUUCAAUAACUGAGUUCAUGAAAGAUACCUUUAAAGAAAAAUACUUAUUUCAAUGGGGUAAGAGUGGAACUAAUGACUGGCAGAGCUUGAAAUCAGUGGCUGAACCCAACAUGUUCCUGUGUGUUGAAAAAGGAAGAGGAAAAGAAAAAGUGACCAUUAAUUCAGUCGAGGAGCCAAGUUUUCAAAUCAAAACAGUAGAAACCCUUUUCCCGAGAACUCAAAACUCUUCUGGGUCAGACGAGACUCAAAACUUAACUCCACAAAAUCUACGUGCCACUUCAAAAGAUUUACAGGUGUCUGAGAUUCCAUGCAAACUCAAGUAUGCGAGAAUUCAAUGCAACUGGUCUCCUGAGUCAGCCAAGACUCGAACCAGAUAUUCAACACUAAUAAAUCAACGUGCUGCCUCAAAAGGAAAACCAAGGAAGAAUAAGAUGUCAAUGAAGAUCUGAAUCUGAGAGCAAAUGGAGUGAUUCCUUUGAGGUUCUUUGAGGCAGGGGCAUUUUGUCCAUUUCUUUGCAUGUUUGCCUUUUUAUUGUGACCUAGAAAUAUUCCUGACAUGCAGUAUAUAGGUUUAAAAUCAGUUGCAUUGUUAGUAUAAGAACGCAACAGGCUCUAUAUAGUUUGACACAUUAAGUAUUUUUAGUUAUACUUGAUCAUAAUUACAUGGCGAUACAUAUAGGAACAUAACCCUUUAAUAUCAUUUCCUGUAUUGCUUAAAUCAAAUGCAUUUCUUACUGGUAGUCAAUUACUUAAUUUCCUAAAAUAUUUGCCUAUUCAGACCUUCGACUUCUGAGCACACUACUCAUCAUUUUAUUGCGUAGGGUAACAUGAAGAUAAGGUCCACGACUGGAUCCAAUAGGGAUCAAACCAGAAAAGAUACAACUGCUCAGAAUUAAAUUACUAUCAAGAACUACAUAUCUUGUUAGAAUUACAAACUAUUCAUACUAUUGAUACUAUAAAAUAGCAUAGAAGAGUCAUUACCCAUAUAAUGCAUUUACUUCAUGCACUUAUUAGGUGCAGCUUUCCUUAUAGUGGUAAGGGAGGGACUGCUGGAUGAUCACACAUUAGACUGUAAAGUACAUGAUAGUGCAUACAGUAGUAACAGCGCGUAAUCUAUAUCAGUUUUUUCUCAACUCCAGUCCUCGGGA